CCGCACAGUGAGCGCGCCCCCCGCUCCUCCUCCUCGCCCCCCAGCGCGCGGUGACCGAGCAGACAUGAAGCGGCAGAGCGAGCGCGGGGAGCCCAGCCCCGGCCGCGCCAAACGGGCCCGAGAGCGGCGGGAAGAAGCCGGAGGCGGCGCCCACCACAAGAGCUCGGGCAGGCGGGAGAGGCCCAACCAGGCCGCGGCCUCGUCCUCCUCCACCUCCUCAUCCUCCUCCCGGCGGCCCCGGGACCCCCCGCCCCGGCCUCUCCUGCUGCCCGCCCCGGCAGACAGCUCCGGCCUAGAGUACAAGACGCUGCUGAUCAGCAACCUGGGCUCGGCGCUGCCGGACCCGCUGCUGGAGGACUGGCUCUUCAGACACUUCCAGCGCUUCGGGGACAUCAGCGUCAAGCUGUCCCACACCCCGGAGCUCGGCCGCGUGGCCUACAUCAACUUCCGCCGCCCGGCGGACGCCCGACAGGCCAGGCAUGCCAAGCUGCGCCCCCUGCUGUACGACCGGCCCCUGCGGGUGGAACCGGUCUUCACCCAACAGCCUGCCCGCCGGCCGGAGCCCACCCCAUUGCCACUGACCACCCUGCCGGCCUACCCCCGCUCUACCUCUCCCAGACACCUCCUGCUGCCCCCAGCCCUCACCUCCACCGCAGCCUCGGGCGAUGGCUACUACCCGCUGUACGAGGAGAGGGCGCGGGGAGCCACGUAUGGCUUGGGCAGCACCAGCACAGCGGACGAUGAGCAACUGGCCCCGGAGGACGACCAUCGAGCCACCCGCAACCUCUUCAUCGGGAACCUUGACCACACCAUUUCAGAAGUGGACCUCAGGAGGGCGUUUGACAAAUACGGCCCCAUCGAAGAAGUGGUGAUCAAGCGGCCGGCGAGGAAUCAAGGGGCAGCCUAUGCCUUCCUUAAGUUUCAAAAUUUAGACAUGGCGCACAGAGCUAAGUUGGCGAUGAGCGGACGUCUGCUGGGACGCAAUGCCAUGAAGAUUGGUUAUGGGAAAGCCAAUCCUAGCACACGUCUCUGGGUGGGAGGGCUGGGGCCCAAUACUUCACUGGCAGCAUUGGCCAGAGAGUUUGACAGAUUUGGAAGCAUCAGGACAGUGGACUAUGUGAAAGGGGACAGCUUUGCCUACGUACAGUACGAAAGUUUGGAUGCUGCUCAGGCUGCUUGUACGCAAAUGAGGGGGUUUGCACUUGGGGAUCGCAGACUUCGUGUGGACUUUGCAAAAGUUACUUUGGAGGAGGCUGCGGCAGCUGCAUCCCGUUAUGCCCCUAUUCAGCCUACUCCAUACCCUUUGCCUCUUCCCUAUGAGCUGCUGCAGUCUGAAGCAUACAGCAGACAUCGGGCAGCUCUUGAACCAGACCUUAGGGUGAGGGAUAGAACCCCUCCACAUCUUCUUUAUUCUGACCGGGAGAGGCCCUUUGUGGAAGCUGGUUGGGUAAACUCAGAAAGACGGAGUGCUGGGCAGGGUGCACGUAGCAGGAGUGGAGAUCGUGGGGGAGGAAGUGGCAGUUCAAGGACUAGGGACGAGAAAAAGCGGAGGCGCAGUUUAUCUGGGGAAAGGGGUAGGAGCAGAGCUGAACGGAGCCCUGAUAGGCCCAGAAGAGAGCCCUCAGAGAGGGAUCCUGGUACCCCACCAUCCCCACAACACAAUCACCGUCCCCCACCACAAGACAAACCUAGGCCCCCUACCCCUGAGCCCCCACAGCCCCGAAGAAAUCACCAUCCUAGACCCCCAGAGCCUCCUGCAGAUAGACAGUCCCCAGUGAUAGAGAAGGGACGGACGCUGCCGCCUGUUUGGUGUGGACAUCUUGUACUGAAGAACAGCUGUUUCCCCACUUAUCUACACUUCUUGGAAGGUGACCGUGAUGUACCAAGUGCCCUGCUUAGAGAUCGUUCUACAAAUAGUGGGGGCAGCCUGGCACAACUCAAGAUUGCUCAAAGGCUCCGGCUAGAUCAACCCAAGCUUGAGGAGGUUACUCGACGUGUGAGACAGGGCACUACUGGAGGUUAUGCUGUACUGGUUGCUACACAGGCCCCACAGAACGAAGGGACUGUGCCUGGUGAACCUGGUUUACAGCGCCGUCUGCUCAGGAAUCUUGUCUCCUACCUGAAGCAGAAGCAGGCAGCUGGUGUCAUCGGUUUGCCUGUUGGAGGAAGCAACAAGGGCAGAGACUCCAGCGGCAUGCUAUACGCAUUCCCACCAUGUGACUUCCAUCAGUUGUACCAGCAGAGUGCCCAGCGCACUGUGGGCAAGCUAGAAGAAAACAUGAUUAUUGUGCUAGUAAAAGACAGCGCCUGAUCCAGGAGUUACUGUGCCCAAUGGUGCCCUCACAGACUGUCAUGUGCCCUCUCUGACCUCUCUCUGUUAUGGUUUGCAGGAAAUGAUGGGGACAGGGAAACCACAAAUAUACAUUAAAUUGUGA
Molecule: messenger RNA, 2435 nt
Organism: Pelobates fuscus (common spadefoot toad)
Lineage: Eukaryota; Metazoa; Chordata; Amphibia; Anura; Pelobatidae
Gene: RBM15B
Product: RNA binding motif protein 15B
Exons: 1
Coding region: 65-2311 (748 amino acids)
Biological process (GO): regulation of alternative mRNA splicing, via spliceosome
Cellular component (GO): nucleus
Molecular function (GO): mRNA binding
Source: RefSeq, a predicted model, not a curated record